This is a messenger RNA of Cuscuta campestris, 6250 nucleotides long. Lineage: Eukaryota; Viridiplantae; Streptophyta; Magnoliopsida; Solanales; Convolvulaceae. The record is from the annotation of a GenBank genome assembly.
CCCCUUUGCCGUCUGUAAACUUGUUUUGCUUCGCGACAUCUAUUUAUUCUUCUUCUUCUUUGGAAAGAUCAUUUGAUUUGCAGGAAUUCUUUGAUUUAUUUGUGAAAUCUCUCGCCUUUUUUUCUGGAUCCUGUCUGGGUUCAGUGGAAGAAUUGUCGGGGGUCUGUGCAGCAGCCGGGGAAAGAUCUGGAAAGAUCGGAGAAUCGAAGCUAGGGUUUCCGUGGAACAGGGGGAAGCGAUCUUCAGCUAGGGCGAGUGGGAGGUGGAGCGAUAUACAGAGGGGAAGAUGCGAGGGAAUUGUUAUUAUGCGUGGGAGGGAACAGCGGGGAGGUGAGACUUGUGGACGGAGGAGUUUUGGCCAACACAUGCGGGCUACGACCAAGAGGACUGUAGCCGCCUGUGAUUCAUCUCUUACUGAAGCUAUCACUGCCGAUUCGUUCUGCAAGGAGGAUCGCAAGAUCUGUGUUGGCGAUUGUGCUCUUUUCAAGCCCCCACAUGAUUCCCCUCCUUUCAUUGGAAUAAUCCGCUGCUUAAUCCCAAGUGAGGACAAGAACUUGCAGUUAGGUGUUAAUUGGCUUUACCGACCAGCUGAGCUGAAGCUAGGCAAAGGCAUCCUGCUGGAAGCCGAGCCAAACGAAAUUUUCUAUUCCUUUCAUUGGGAUGAGAUAUCUGCUGCAUCCUUACUCCAUCCGUGUAAAGUUGCCUUCCUUCCUAAAGGUGUCGAACUUCCAACAGGGGUAUCUUCAUUUGUUUGCCGGCGAGUUUAUGACAUUGCAAACAAGUGUUUAUGUUGGCUAACUGAUCAAGAUUAUAUUGAUGAGCUACAAGAAGAAGUAGAUCAACUGCUACACAAGACUCGGGUAGAGAUGCAUGCAUCAUUGCAACCUGGCGGCCGUUCUCCAAAACCAAUAAAUGGUCCCAUGUCCACAUCACAAUCAAAAACAGUUUCAGAAAAUGGGCAAAAUACCGUGACGUCGUUUCCUUCACAAGUUAAGGGAAAGAAAAGGGAGCGGGGAGAUGACAGUAUUUCUGUAAAGCGAGAGAGAUCUUUUAAACAAGAUGAUUGUAAUUCUAAUAGUCUGUACAGAACUGAGAGUGCUAUUAAAUCUGAAAUAGCAAAAGUAACAGAAAGAGGGGGAGGGCUUGUGGACUCUGAAGGAGUUGACAAGCUUGUUCAGCUUAUGCAAUCAGACAGAGGAGAGAGAAAAAUGGAUUUGGUUUGUCGGUCACUCCUCGCCGCAGUGAUUGCUUCAACAGACAAAUUUGAGUGCCUUAAUCAGUUUGUGCAGCUCCGGGGUUUGCUUGUAUUGGAUGAGUGGCUUCAGGACAUUCAUAAAGGGAAUAGAAAUGGUGAUGGCAACCCAAAGGAUGGCGGUGACAAACAAGCGGAUGAACUUCUAGUAGUUUUGCUCCGUGCACUUGAUAAGCUCCCUGUGAAUCUUGAAGCACUAAAGAUGUGCAAUAUUGGCAAAUCCGUGAAUCAUUUAAGGUCACACAAGAACAUGGACAUCCAGAGGAAAGCUCGAAGCUUGGUUGACACAUGGAAGAAACGCGUUGAAAUUGAAAUGAAUAUGAUUGAUGCUAAUAAGCCUACACAAGGCGUUGCAUGGCCUUCUAAAUCACGGCUUCCGGAGACUUCUCAUAGUGGCAACAAGAAUAAUCCUGGCUGUUCGAAUGAUGUCACUCCAAAGAGCUCGGUGACACAGCUCUCCUCGAGGGCCACUUCAUUGAAAACUUUACAAGUGGAAACCGCUGCAAAAUCUGCUUCCUCUUCCCCUGUACUUGGAAAAGAGGGUCAAGCCAGAGUUUCACUUUGUGGCGGUCCUGCAGAUGUCGUUCCUGUAGUAGUGAGGGAGGAUAAGAGCAGCAGUUCUAGUCAAUCUCAUAACCACAGUCCAUCUUUCUCUGGAAAAGAGGAUGCAAGGAGUUCCACUGCAGGGUCGAUGAGCAGCAGUAAGAUCUCAAAUAAUGGUUCCCGUCACCGCAAGCCUAUCAAUGGGUUUCCCGGGGCAUCUAUUUCUGGAAUCCAUAAAGAAAGAAACAGUGCAUCACUUCACAACAAAACUUCUAACCCUGAAAAGUUAUCCCAGUCUGCAGUUGGUGAUAAAUCUAAUGACUUCUCAACCGUUGAAGGGAGAGAUCACAAGCUGAUUGUUAAGAUUCCCAACAACAGGGGCCGCAGUCCUGCACAGAGUGCAAGUGGAGGGUCUUGCGAGGAACCUAAUAUUGAGAAUAGCCGAGCUUCUUCUCCAGUGGUUUCAGAGAAACAUGACCACUCUGACCAAAUUGUGAAGGCAAAGAGUGAUGCCUAUAGAUCUAAUAAUGUAAUGUCUGAUGUCAAUGCAGAGUCUUGGCAAAGUAAUGAUUUCAAAGAUAUAUUAACUGGAUCCGAUGAGGGUGAUGGAUCACCCGCUGCCCUUCCCGAAGAUGAUGAUAGGAAAGCCGGGGACGUCCCGAAGAUUUCUUCAUCUUUUGGAACAGAACUGAAGAAGUCUGGGGACAAUCAUGAUGCUUUCAACUCCAUGAAUGCUUUGAUCGAGAGCUGUAUUAAGUAUUCUGAAGCAAAUGCAUCCAUGUCAGUUGGUGAUGCUGGUGGCAUGAAUCUACUGGCAAGUGUGGCUACUGAAGAAAUGUCAAAAUCUGAUAUGUAUUCGCCUUCUCUUUCCUCACAAAGAAAUUCCCCUGCAGUUGAGGAAACUUCAAUCGCUGCUGAUGAUUUGCGACCAAAACCUCAACCCCUUGAAAGAAUUGCAAAUGACUGCGGCCAGAAAAAUGAUAAUCUUAAUUUUGAUAAUAAACAACACGGUGACGCAAAAUCAGUUGGCGAGCGUAAUUUGGAGAUGAAUGAGGCCUCUGGUGAGAGGAGCAAUUCAGUGCUAUUAUCACCUGCAAGUGGAGCAGGUAAGGCAUAUGAAAGUGAGUCGGACAAAAGAUCUUUUGAAGAGGGGAAAAAGGCAUUUUCCACUGAUGGCCUAUCCGAUGCAAAACCUGGCACUAAUACUCUGUUAACAGGGCACAAUGCAAGCUUAAGUGACCAAAAGGGAACCGGUGAAGAGGUGAAAUUAGCGGCAGCAGCAACAGUGGAUACUGAAGUGAAUGAGAGACCUGUAAUGAAAGAGCAACCAACGACCUUUAGUAAAGACAUGAAUGCAGAUAAAUGCGGCGAUGAGGACAAAAUUCACCCCUAUCUUAACCGGUGUGGAAAGAAGAUGCAUCUUGAUAUACCUGAUCCGUUACUGGAAGAUAAAAAUUCAGUUGCUGUGGAUUCCAUUGUUAACAACAAUCCCAUGACAGAAUGCAAUGCAACCCAUGCUGUAGCUAAGCAUGAUUCUGGCCAUGUAGUGGAGAAGAAGCACAAAGGAUCAAGAGAAUCAGACAAAUCCAGCCAUCCAGUUUCCAACGGGGAGACUUGUCAUGUUCCAGAAACUGCUUCAAAAAUGAAAUUUGAUCUGAACGAAGGUUUUGCCUCGGACGAUGGAAAAUGCAGCGAUGCAAUCAGCACGCCAGUCGCUGUCGGUGGGUAUCCGACCGGUGUUCAUGUAAUCAAUCCAUUAUCAUUUCCUGUCCCAGCUUCCAUCACUGUAGCUGCUCCUGCCAAAGGCCCUUUCGUGCCACCCGAGGAGUUGUUGAGAUUCAAGGGUGAGAGGGGAGAAUUUGGAUGGAAAGGUUCUGCUGCCACAAGUGCAUUUCGUCCGGCAGAGCCAAGAAGAAUGCACGACACACCUCUUACCUCAAUAAGUUCAUCUCGUUCCACUGAUGCUCCCUCAACCUGCAAACCGAGCCGUCCCUUUUUAGACAUCGAUUUGAACGCUCCAGGUGAAUGCUGUUUAGAAGACGAAGCCGGAUAUUCUGCUCCCGUAGAGAUUAUUAGCUGUAUCUCUAAUCAAAAGAAAGAAGAACCGAGUUCUCCAUCUGUUCGUAGUUCGGGAGGGGGCCUUGAUCUUGAUCUGAACAGAGUUGAUGAGCCUAGCGAUGUGGGACAGUGCUCAUUGAGGAGUGCUGGUCAUAAUAUAUUGCAGGGACCCAUUGAACUGCCCAAACAGUUACAACCACCAGGCAGGUUGUCUCGUGAGGUUAGAAUGGACUUUGACUUGAACAACGGUCCUGGUGUCGAUGAUGUCACUGUAGAACAUUCAUUAUUCCAACCGAAUAGCCGUGGAAGUAUCCGAAUGAACAAUCCGGAGAUGGGGAACUUCGCUUCUUGGUUUACACCCGUGUGCAGUUAUUCAGCUGUCACUGUUCCAUCAGCAAUGUCUGAUCGAGGUGGGCCACCACCACAACCACCAUCGCAGCAGAUCAGUCCCUUUCCUCCUGAUCUUUAUCGCGGCUCAGUUUUGUCAUCAUCACCUGCUGCAGUCCCUUUUCCUUCUGCUGCUGCUGCUUCGUACCAGAUUCCCAUGUUUCCUUUUGGCACGACAAACUUUCCUCUCCCUUCCACAAGCUUCCCGGUCGGGUCCACUCCAUAUAUCAACUCCUCUUCUGGUGGAAGGUUAUAUGCUCCCUCCGUCAAUUCACAGUUACUGGGCUCCGUAGGUGCUGCUUCAUCACCUCAUCAGUUUCCCAGGCCGUACAUGGUUGCCCUUCCGGACAACGGCACUGGUAAUAAUUUAAAAUGGGCCAAGCAAGGACUGGACCUGAAUGCCGGGCCUGGAACCAUUGAUCUCAUCAAUGGUGGAAGGGAUGAAUCCAUCCUUUCAAGACAACAACUGUCUCUUAAUGAUCAACAGGUACUACUAGCAGCGGACGAGCAGCAUGCAUUAUAUCAUCCAGCAGCUGCCGGAAGCAUCAUGAAGAGGAAAGAGCCUGAUGGAGGAUGGGGGGAUAAUGAUAGCUUCAGGUACAGCAAGCAAUCCUUAUGGCAAUAACAGCUUGCCUAAAAAGAUGCCAUUCGGCUCAGCUCUUGAAUUGCAGUAAGUUUUCUUUCCUCAAUAUCCUCAUUUUCAUUACCUCAUCCAUCCAAAAAAUCAGUUUCAAGAUCUUUUAUACCACAACACAAGUUUGAUUUAAAAGUCAAUUCAUUGUAAGCCGAGACACAAGCGGUUUUAAUCAAUCGCUCCAUAAAUGCCUGAAAUAUUUAUUUAGGAACUUAAGUGAUCAUUCAUGCCAUGUAAAGGGUUGCACAUUGGUGGAGUUGAUUAAAAAACCAAUAAGUUGUACCCCAACCUCACUCAAGUCUCAAACACGACUUUUUUUCGGGACAGGGGGAGUAUUAAGUUUUGUUUUAAGUAACUAGUGAAUGAUUAUGUAACUAGUUGAUUAAAGUGAUCUGUUUCUUUUCUUUUGGAAAUAAUGUGAUGCAACUAAUAAUUGUGUACUUUAAGAUGACAUUUGCAAUUCAUUUGGAGGGUGUUAGGAUAGUUGGGAAGGGCACAGUUUGACAGUUAUUACAAUGUGACAUUAUGUUCUUACUGUAUAUGAAAAAAACAUUUUCAUACGUUCAAAUUUACAAAUUCAACAAUAAAAACACAAUCAAAUUACACUCCUAACAUUCAAAAAACAUCAAGUUCAUAAAAUUCUCCCAAAAGUAUUGCAGAACAACAUGAUUCAUACUCAUAACCACAUAAACUCAAAUCCAAACCUCUAUUGAACAAAUACAAUAUGACAUAAAUACAAACAUAAAUGCAUUUGUGUUUAUAUGAGUGCUAAGAUUCCAUGAAAGCAUUGGAAUCCUCAGUCUACACUUUCCUAGUCUAUCAAGCAUCUCGCUCGUGGCUUGUUAAUUGUUAUAUGCUCCACCCAUUUCAAAGCGAAGUUUAUAUUUUCCUUUUUUGGAUGUCCCAUAAUAACAUUUUCAUGAAUAUAGGUGUAAAUUGUAUUUUGAGACUAACACACACACACACUCUCUCUCUCUCUCUCUCUCACACACACACAGAUGCACAUUAUUCUAUACUUUGUUGCCCAUUUGCUAUUUGCUUUGUUUUUUUUCAGAGUCGGGUGGAUUGAACGCCGGCUGUGGUUUGAAGGAAGGUGGAUGGCCCUUGGUUUUACCCUACACCACACCGAUGUGCUUGGGGGCGCGCUUAGUUGAACCACCUCUUUCCGGAGCAAAAGUCGUGCGCGGGGGCGAAAGGCCUCUUCUUUGUCUGGGGCCAUCUUUUUUUUUUUCUUUCUUUCUUGGUGGGUUUUGAACAUAUGUUUUCCCUCUGUAGAUACUUAACUGUUGGGAAACUUGUAAAAAAAAUCCACCCAUAAAAGAGGAGGAGCUUAGUGACCCCUUUAGUUGAAUAUGAAAUACAGCACCCCAGAAGGA